Molecule: messenger RNA, 1023 nt
Organism: Colletotrichum karsti
Lineage: Eukaryota; Fungi; Ascomycota; Sordariomycetes; Glomerellales; Glomerellaceae
Exons: 3
Coding region: 1-1023 (340 amino acids)
Source: RefSeq, a predicted model, not a curated record
AUGAAACAUCAGCCGGGAACUCUGGUCAACGGAAUCAUUGUCUGUUACUCUGCCCUCGCGAGUGCUUGUGGCCUUACUGGGCGGCAUGUGUUAAGCCAGCGAGAUUCGGCAGUUCUGGCCCAAAGGGCAAGGACAGGAGAUCCUUUACAGUCUCUCCGAAUCCUCAACCCCUACCCCGGCAUCUUUGCGUACUACGAUGGACGCACUGGGGAGCGCUUCCACUCAGAUCAGCCCAACUGGUUAGACGAUGGAGCGUUCACUCUCGGGGUGUCGACAUACUCCAUAAUCGACGGCAACGAAGCCAUCAUCUUCGACGCGCACAUCACUCCGGACCAUGCGGGAGCAGUGAUGCGCCACGUCCAGAGCCAGGGCGUCACCAAGAUGUCCGUGGUCAUCAGCCACUUCCACAACGACCACAUCGCCGGGACAGACGUGUUCGCCAAGGGCGGCGCGACAAUCGUCGGAAACGAAAAGACGAAGCGCACCGUCGACCGCAACUCCCAGCGUCUCGCAGCGGAUGACCCGCCCAUCACGGCCGUGGCCCCGACGGAGCUCUACGCCGACAAGAAGGAGAUGAAGGUCGGCAACCUCACCGUCGAACUUCACAACUUCCAGGUCCACACGCCCGAUGGAACAGUCCUGUAUAUCCCGUCUAAACAGCUUCUGUUUGCCGGCGAUACGCUCGAGGACACGGCGACGUUCAUCGCCCAGCCAAGGGAUUUGCCCACGCACCAGAAGGAACUUCAGAGGAUGGCAACCUUUCAAAUAUCCAAGAUCCUACCGGCUCACGGGGAGCCGAAUCGAAUUGCCGCGGGCGGCUACAACUCAACUUUCAUCAACGCGACUUUGAGGUAUAUCAGUGUCAUGACGGAGGAUGUGCCGCAACCAGCAGCAUGGACUAUGCCGUUAUCACAAGUCGUUGCAGAGGACGUAGCAAAGGGUGACCUGAUUUACUUUGCCCAGUAUGAGGAAGUUCAUAAGAGCAAUGCCCAGUCGAUUCAGGAGUCUCGACAGGGCCGAUAA